Messenger RNA from Papaver somniferum (opium poppy), 1206 nucleotides. Its product is annotated as LRR receptor-like serine/threonine-protein kinase FLS2. NCBI's taxonomy places the organism in Eukaryota, Viridiplantae, Streptophyta, Magnoliopsida, Ranunculales, Papaveraceae. Bases 1 to 1206 code for a protein of 401 amino acids. The record is from RefSeq and is a predicted model, not a curated record. Gene Ontology annotation, molecular function: protein binding. The transcript is spliced from 5 exons.
AUGGAGGGAUUUGAGUAUGAUUCCUUUGAUGUCUUUGAUCCACCAAGCACUUUGCUGGCAGAAUCAUUAUCUACAAAAUGGGUGAGAGGUUUAGUGAAUCUUAAGGUAUUAAGGUUGAGCGGUCUUGAUCUAUACCAGGCUACAUCUCCACAAGAGAAAUUUGGUGAACAUAUACCGUAUCUUUCUAAUCUCAGGGAGCUCGAGCUUUCUUAUUGCAAUAUAUCUACUCCGGUUUUCCCCAUUCACGAGUUUUACAAUCUUUCUCGUUUAUCAUCUUUUAAAAUGAAUCACAAUUUUGGACUUCAUUUUCCAUUCCCAGUUGAGCUGGCUAAUUUGACUUCACUUUCUAUUCUUGAGUUAUCUGGCUGUAAUCUCCAUGGUUCAGUCCCUUAUCUCGAUGGAUCACUACAUUCAUCGUUCUAUGAUCUUUCCGAACUACAAUAUCUUGACCUAUCUGAUAAUUCAGUUACAGGAACUAUACCAAGUUGCUUAUCAAAGCUCCAAAAUCUUAGGCACUUUGCAGUUGCUGGAAACUCUAUUGAGGGCAAUGUUUCGUUUUUCUCCUUGAUGAAUGAAAACCUAUUAGCCCUUGAUAUGAGUUUAACAGGAACCAUCCCUUCUUGUCUUUUCAAACUCAAACAUCUUCUUAAGAUAUAUCUUCCUGAUAACAAACUUCAUGGUCCACUGCCUCUUCCACCUAAAGGUAUAACAGAGUUUGAUCUAUCAAGUAACAAGUUCAGCGGUGAAAUCUCGUCAAAAUUAGGAAGAAGACUCUUUAAUGCUCACUCCGUCAGUCUAGCUGGUAAUCAACUUUCAGGUUCAAUUCCGUUUAUUAUAUGUUCAACACAACCAAGAUUUACAUCUACCCACUAUAUUGAUCUAUCCAACAACAAACUAUCUGGGACGAUACCUUCUAAUAUAGGGUAUUGUGGAAAUAUGCGUGGUCUACAACUUGGAAACAACAAUCUCACCGGAAAUGUUCCAGAUGGGCUUAAAUUAGCCAAGUACAUCAGCUUUCUCCAGUUAAAGCUGGACGCCGACGCCCUUAUGUAUGACAAUACCCAAUCUAUGAAAAAAGAAAUUACAUUUCUUUGCCCUGACAUCAAACCUAGACAAGUGAUUAUGCAGCCUCUUCAAAAGGUCCACAAAAUCCUCCCCAGUUCCCCGAAAGUCGUGAAAGCCAAAGUGCCAAAGCCUAAACCUUGA